Cyprinodon variegatus (sheepshead minnow) is the source of this 2318-nucleotide messenger RNA. RefSeq names its product probable carboxypeptidase X1. Gene Ontology annotation, biological process: proteolysis. The record is from RefSeq and is a predicted model, not a curated record. NCBI's taxonomy places the organism in Eukaryota, Metazoa, Chordata, Actinopteri, Cyprinodontiformes, Cyprinodontidae. The transcript is spliced from 14 exons. Gene Ontology annotation, molecular function: metallocarboxypeptidase activity; zinc ion binding. Bases 39 to 2267 code for a protein of 742 amino acids.
GUUCAGUGAGCGAAGGGUUUCCACUGGAGAGGCUCACUAUGGCAGGACUUCUCCCAUUCCCUCUGCUGUUAUUUUCACUUUUUGGCUUCUUUGUCCUCGUUUGUGGCCACCUGGCUGAUUUCACAUCAACAGUCAAACCCACUGUGGUUUCAGGUGUAGAUCCUGCAACAAAGAGGCUUUCUUCUGCAUGGACAUCCAAUGCCACAGAGGUUCCCACCACAGAUUUCACAACCAGUUACAGAAAGUCAACAGCUGAAACCACUACAGAGAGCGUGAAUGGGAAAGAAGGUCGGAAAGAUGUGAGAAAAGAGCCCACGACAAAAGAAGAUGAAGGUCCUCUGGAAUUGGAAUGUCCCCCUCUGGGUCUGGAGUCACUGAAGGUGAAAGACUCUCAGCUGAGGGCUUCGUCCUACAAGCGACGAGGCCUGGGACCUCACAGAGGCCGACUCAACAUCCAGUCUGGAAUAGAGGAUGGGGAUAUCUACGAUGGGGCCUGGUGUGCUCGGUACAAAGACAAGAAGCAAUGGCUGGAGGUUGAUGCCCAAAGGCUGACCCGGUUUAUUGGGGUCAUCCUUCAGGGACGCAACUCCAUCUGGAGUUGGGAUAUGGUGCAUACCUACAAAGUGCAGUUCAGCAAUGACACACUGCUCUGGAAGCCUUGCAUGAACGGGAGCAAAGAGGCUAUAUUUGAAGGAAACCAAGACCCAGAAACUCCCGUCCUCGCCCUCUUUGACACUCCCACAGUGGCACGCUACAUUCGAAUCAACCCACAGACGUGGUAUCAGAAUGGCACACAGGGAGACAUCUGCCUCAGGGCUGAGGUUCUAGGAUGUGUUCUUCCUGAUCCCAGUAAUAAUUAUGCAUGGCAGACAGAGCCAACGGAGUCACAAGACAGGCUGGACUUCAGGCACCACAACUACAAAGAGAUGAGAAAGUUGAUGAAGUCCGUGCAUGAUGAAUGCCCCAACAUCACUCGCAUCUACAGUAUUGGGAAGAGCUACAAGGAUCUGAAGCUCUACGUCAUGGAGAUUUCAGACAAUCCUGGAAAACAUGAACUGGGAGAACCAGAGUUCCGCUACGUUGCAGGGAUGCAUGGGAAUGAGGUCCUGGGAAAAGAGCUUCUGCUCAAUUUGAUGCAGUACAUCUGCCAGGAGUACAAACUAGGGAACCAACGGAUCAUUCAUCUUGUCAAAGAGACACGCAUCCACCUCCUGCCCUCAAUGAACCCUGAUGGAUAUGAGAUGGCCUUUAAGAAGGGUUCUGAGCUGGCAGGCUGGGCUCUGGGACGCUACAGCUACGAAGGCAUUGACAUGAACCACAACUUUGCUGAUCUCAACUCAGUGAUGUGGACCGCCAUCGAGCUGGAAACAGACCGGUCCAAACUCAUCAACCACUACUUCCCCAUCCCUGAGCAGUACACUUCUGAGGAGGCAUUUGUUGCACCUGAGACCCGGGCUGUAAUCAGCUGGAUGCAGACAAUCCCCUUUGUUCUGGGUGCAAACCUCCACGGGGGAGAGCUUGUUGUCACCUACCCAUAUGACAUGACCCGGGACUGGGCGCCUCGCGAACACACUCCCACCCCAGAUGAAAGCUUCUUUCGUUGGCUCGCUGCAGCGUAUGCCAGCACCAAUAAGGUCAUGUCCAACCAUGACCGGAGGCCGUGCCACAACAAGGACUUCCUCAGAUACAACAACAUCAUCAAUGGGGCCGACUGGCACAACGUACCUGGAAGUAUGAAUGAUUUCAGCUACCUGCACACCAACUGCUUCGAGGUGACUGUGGAGUUGUCUUGCGAUAAGUUUCCUCAUGCCAGCGAACUUCCGGUGGAGUGGGAAAACAACAAAGAGUCUCUGCUGGUCUUCAUGGAACAGGUCCAUCGUGGGAUUAAAGGUGUGAUCCGGGACAAAGACACCAAAGAGGGAAUAGCAGACGCCAUCAUUAAAGUGGAAGACAUCGAUCAUCACAUCAGAUCAGUGGCUGAUGGCGACUAUUGGCGCCUGCUGAAUCCAGGCGAGUACCGAGUGACGGUCAGCGCAGAGGGUUACCUCCCCUCCUCCCGCACAUGUGACGUCAUGUACGACCACUUUCCCACAAUCUGCGACUUCUACCUCACAAAGAUUCCCAGACGGAAAGUGAAGGACAUUUUAAGAAAGGAGGGGAAACGUCCCAAAGAUGCGCAGCAGAGACUGCGGCAGCUACGCAUACGUAAACUGCGGGUCACCACCAAGGCCAUCAACCAACGCCGUGCAGCGGCAAGACGGGUGUGAGAACGAAGCAGGACUUGGUUCAGACACACCAAAACCUUCUGGAUUUAGCUU